AUGGAAUUACCAAGGUAUGUGGUGUUCAAAUCAAAAUAUAACAACAAGUGCUUGCGGUACAUCCAUGAAGAUGGGGAGAUUCAUGGAUUUCUCCAAUUCUCGGGAGAGGAGGUGAUGACCCCCUACUCAAAGUACCACGUGGAGAUGGCAAAGAAUGGCAAGGGACUAGUGCACAUAAGAUGCUGCUACAACAACAAAUACUGGGUAAGGUGGUCCGAGAACCACUGGUGGAUUGUUGCCGGGGCCGACGAAACAGAUGAAGACCAAUCGUUAUGGACAUGUACCUUGUUCGAGCCUGUCUACGUGGAUGGCGAUGCUCAAACACUCCGAUUUCGCCACGUCCAGCUUGGACACUAUGCAUGCUUAUGGAGGCUUCCACCUCCUUAUGGUUCUUGUUUGUUUGCAGGAUCAGCUUCGCCUGACAAGGACCUCUACGAUGUCUUUACAAUCAUUGAUUGGGAAUCACUAUUGAUAUUGCCAAAACAUAUCGCCUUCAAGGGCGAUAAUGACUACUACCUCAGUGCCCGGACGAUCGAGGGACGCCCAUAUCUGGAGUUCGCAUCAACUGACAUUGGAGAUCCGACUGUGGGGAACGAGGUCUUCACCACUCAGGAUGGAAGCGCCCGCAUAAAGUCAGAUUACUUCGGCAGAUUCUGGAGGCGCAGCCCUAACUGGAUAUUGGCUGACUCCGAUGAUUCCACCAACAACAACUCCAAUACCUUGUUUUGGCCCGUUAGAGUUGACAAAAAUGUGGUCGCUCUCCGCAACUUAGGUAACAACAAUUUCUGUAAGAGACUCACCACCGAGGGCAAGACCAGCUGUCUCAAUGCCGGGGUCUCCACAAUUUCCAGAGAGGCACGCCUAGAGGUGGCAGAGCUUGUUUUAUCAAGAAACAUCUAUAAUGUCAAUUUUCGUCUCAUGGACGCUAGGAUCUACGACCAGAGAGUGAUCGUGAUGACCACCGGAGGAGCCAUUAACAUGACCCAAGAACCGCACACUCAACAGGUGAAGCUCUCAUAUACAGAGACAAAUAGCCGUACUUGGAAAGGCAGCGUCUCAUUGAAGUCGGGUGUCAAAAUCACCAUAGAAAGCGGCGUUCCAUUCAUCGCUGACGGAAAGUUAGAAGUUUCAUCCGAGUUUAGCGGUACCGGUACAUAUGAGUGGGGAGAAACUGAAUCACUGACAACAGCAAAGGAGACAGUGUAUAGUGUUACUGUGCCGGCGAGGACUAGGGUGACCAUAAGCAUGAUAGCAACACAGGGUUCGUGCGACGUCCCUUUCUCGUACACUCAGCGAGACACUUUGACCGACGGGAAAAAUGUUGUUUACAAUAUGGAUGAUGGUGUUUAUGUUGGUGUGAAUUGCUUCAACGUCGAGUACCAGACCAAAGAAGAAAAGCUGUGA
Vitis vinifera (wine grape) is the source of this 1404-nucleotide messenger RNA. RefSeq lists its product as uncharacterized. Bases 1 to 1404 code for a protein of 467 amino acids. The record is from RefSeq and is a predicted model, not a curated record. Gene Ontology annotation, cellular component: extracellular region. The transcript has a single exon. NCBI's taxonomy places the organism in Eukaryota, Viridiplantae, Streptophyta, Magnoliopsida, Vitales, Vitaceae.